CUGAAUGUAUUGUCAUAUAUUCUUGAAGCGUAUUUGCUUAACCUCAAAAUAUUUCCGAUUUCAUAGAUUGACUUUUUCUCCGUAAGAAGGUUUCUUAGAGAAUUGGGCCAGUGUUUUUUUCACCCAACAUCGCUUAUUCACCAACACUAACGUUCAGAGUAUUUGGGGGAUCAAAAUACUGUUCAGAAAACAGUUUUAAAUUUCGUACACGUUUAAGGGUUGGAAAUGCUUUUACAAGCAUCCCAAUUUUCGUUUGUGUUGUCUGCUUGGAGACUGUGGUUUGGCCAUUGUUCCUUAUCCACAUUCACUGAAGGUGUUGAUCACAACUGAAGACAGGGGCCAGACCGUCAGGUCCUUUUAUGCCCAGGAGCCCUUGGCAGCCAUGUCAGGGAGUUCCUGCUCAAACCAGGCUUGCUUAGCCUAGGAUAGCAGUAGAUUCUGAGAUGCACCCAUCUCAGAAUGGUCCACACGUGGCCACAGUCAUUCCUCCCGCAUAAUGGACUUGGGCUCAGGAGGUCAAGCUCUUUUCAAGGAGCAUGAGCUGAAAUUGCUAACCUUUGGGAGUUUUCAGUGACACCUUUGGAAAUGCUCACGGUGUGGCGUGGAUCAGCUGAGGAGGGCUGAUGUGCCCUGUGGCCCAUCUAUCUGUGUAACUUUGAGGUAGGCCACAGGGGCCACUUAGGCCGGCAGACGCCCACUGUGAUUGGUUGACAUGAUGCCAAGCGACAGGGUCAUCCGAUCACCUUCAAGGCAGUGACGUUUGCUGACAGGCUCCCUGGGUAACACUUCAUCCAACCAGAUGUCGAGUUGGCCUGUGACGUAGAACCACGCGGCCACUCCAAAGUGCCCCGCCCCCAACCUUCCCGGGUGCCCAACCGUCACCGUCUGUUCUUGCCAUCUAAUGGCCGCUGCCUCCGCCAUGGCUGAGCCUUCCUCUAAGCCAACCUCUGAGGACGACCAGAGCACCCAGGAACCCAAAGAGGCCAGCUCCUCGACGGCCCAGAAGCAGGAGAAGCGAGGGCGCCGAGGGUCCCGCAGCCGCCACGCCAACCGCGGCAGGGACAGCUUCCAGGACAGCUUCGUCACCUAUUUCCCCUCGGCGCUGAAACAGGUUCACCAGGGUCUCAGCCUUUCCCAGGAGGCCCUGAGUGUCAUGGAUUCUAUGAUUCAUGACAUAUUGGACCGCAUCGCCACCGAGGCUGGUCAACUGGCUCGCUAUGCCAAGCGUGUGACCAUCACCCCCCGGGACAUCCAGAUCGCCGUGCGCCUGCUGCUGCCGGGGAAGAUGGGCAAGUUCGCGGAGUUCCAGGGCACGAGUGCCGUCCUCAGAACUUCAUUAUGUGCGCUAUGGAAACAGAGAAAGUGAAUACGCUGAUAGAAGAAGCAAGAACCCUUCCUUACUUCCAGGUAUGCAUCCGUAGGAUUUGGGAGGAUCCACGCAAACAGCUCACGGUCUACUGGUACCGCGGCGAAGCAAAAGAGUGACCUGCAGCCUAUGAGCAACAGUCAUUGUCCCAAUGUGGGGAGUGACCCAGGCUGAACCCACAGCAGCCCUCCUGUGGUAUUCAGCCUGGUGGUUCAAGGGACAGGGGUGUGAUUCUUCACCUGAUGGUUUUGUUUUCGGUGUUUGUAAUCACGGUCACUUUAGGAUAUGAAUACAAAGCUAAAAUUAGUGUAUGUUCCUUGCCCCUAGCAUCAAGUUAUGCAGAGCAUUGUCAACCAUUAGGAGAAGUAAGAUAAUGCUUAUUUCCUCAAGAGAGUUACAUAUUAAUAUUCAUAUUAAUGUUAACAUAGGCUGCCUUUAAUGGUGCUUUCUUCUGGCUCUCAAGUGUGUACAUUGUUAGCGUUUUUUUCUGUAAGCAUAUUGCUGAAUUUCAGAGCAGCUGGUGACUUUCCCCUUGCUUUUCCCUUAAAUCCAUUUCUAGCCUCCCGAGUAUGUGGACAGGAGAACAUCCUCUGGGAUUGCAACCCAUAGGAAUUUAUUACGUGGUGCCUUGAAGCUCAAUACAUGGCCAUUUUUGUUAAGUGUUUCCCGUGCAUUUGCAAACAUCUCAUAAACAACCCUUCUCCUUCAUAUGUAGAAACCAGUAAAGGAUGGCACUCUCAGUCAAAGCACGACACAAAAGCUGGAUAAAUGACAAAAAUCAAAAUUUUCUUGGGCCCCUCAGAAGCGGGAAAGUACCACCCCAGAGGGACCUAACACGUAGCCACGUGGAUUAUUCCACUUUGACAGGCGGCCGCUUGGCCAAGAGGGAAAUGGGGGCAGGGCAGGAUAGUAGCCACAGCUUCCCUGAGUAGUGCAGAUGGGAAGCCGGGAAGCUUCACCCUCAGAGCUCCACCCGGGAACCAUAGAGAAAGGAUGUAGAACCAAGAAGUCCCCUCAUCGGGAUUUGUUACUUUCUCUGUUUCCAGAAUAUUAGAAAAAUGUUAUGAAAAUAGUUGAAGAGAAAUACUGCACAAGGAGACCAAGAAAAACCCUGACAAAAUCAGCCACGACUGAUCGCUCUGGAUGGUGCCGUCAAAUGGUCCUACAUGUCCAGAAUAACAUCCUGAAAACCAAAGACGCUUUGGAGAAACCUGUUCCCUUUCAGAGACAGAGCUAUGCGCCUGCUCCAAAACACCACAUCUCACUCCGUGGCUUAAUUCUCUUUAUGUGAAUUGUUUUGCUGUCAAGUGCCAAUAUUUCUGUGAAUUUAGACAUACUAAUAAAUUUCCAACGUUA
Molecule: messenger RNA, 2722 nt
Organism: Cebus imitator (Panamanian white-faced capuchin)
Lineage: Eukaryota; Metazoa; Chordata; Mammalia; Primates; Cebidae
Product: histone H2B type F-M
Exons: 3
Coding region: 902-1366 (154 amino acids)
Biological process (GO): nucleosome assembly
Cellular component (GO): nucleosome
Molecular function (GO): structural constituent of chromatin; DNA binding; protein heterodimerization activity
Source: RefSeq, a predicted model, not a curated record